This is a messenger RNA of Telopea speciosissima, 561 nucleotides long. RefSeq lists its product as uncharacterized. Bases 1 to 561 code for a protein of 186 amino acids. The record is from RefSeq and is a predicted model, not a curated record. The transcript is spliced from 4 exons. NCBI's taxonomy places the organism in Eukaryota, Viridiplantae, Streptophyta, Magnoliopsida, Proteales, Proteaceae.
AUGGCUACUGUUAAUUUCAACCUGUUAACACUCAGUAGCGAGUACAAACUAAAUGGUACAAACUACGUCGAUUGGUACCGGAGCAUUAAAUUGCACCUGACUGCAGAAGGACUUUACAUAGUUCUUAAUGAACAAGUUCCUCCUCAACCCGACCCAAAUGAUCUUGAGGCAUAUGAUGAGAUGCAGGAAUUCUUUAAGAGAGACUCCAAGGCAUCAAUUUAUAUCAUAGGAUCGUUAGAGAAGUCAAUACUAGACUCAGUCAAGGAUAUACAUACCUCAGACGAUAAAAUGGACAAGCUUGCUGAAUUUUUCAACAGGCAGCUGACACAUGCACACUCUGAUGUAAUGUCCUAUAAGAUGUCAAAUAAGGAACUGGAGCUCACUGAGAUUGCUAAUGCACUGGUAGAAGCGGAGGCCACCUUGAAAAAGGAUAAGGUUGAGGAGGGUCAUUGGAAAAAGAACUGUCGUGCAUUCCUGGCUACUGUGAAAGUCAAGAAGUCAGAUGAUACUAAGGCUGCUAAAGAAGGGGUUCAAGGAUACAAGGAAUUUGGAAAGAAAUGA